GAACUUGUGGGGGUUCACACCAUGUUGUCCAAGGGAGAGCAGUUUAGAACAGUCUGAGACCGUUUGAAGAGUCCUAACAGAGUUUUAAAUUGAGAGGCCAAGUAAGACUAGAGAAAGAAUUUUACUGGUCAGAAUGGAACAAAGUGCAAAAACUACCGUGAAGUUUCACGUUCGUUGUGAAACCCAACGAGGGGAGAGGUUGGCUCUUGUAGGAGACGCGGAGGCGUUAGGUGCCUGGGAUCCCGCUAGGGGCAUACCUCUUUGGACAAACUCUAAAAAGUACCCCCGUUGGUCUUGUUCCGUUACGCUACCUUGUAACACUUGGAUUAAUUACAAAUAUUGCAUCGUUGAUUAUGGUGACGACUUUGACGUCGCUAUGAGCGCAGGGGGAGAGUCGCUAGAGGACGGACAAAAAGAAGCACAAUUUUUCAGCGAAGAUCCGCACCCACCAAGGUUUGUAAGAUGGGAAGACUUCGAGGCUAAUCGAAGGUUGAAAACUAGUGGAGUUUUUAUGCGGGUAGACGAUAGAAAAUUUGACGAGCUUUUUAAUGAAAUGAACGAAGCUCGUAUUCGCGUAGAUUACGGUCAUGUGUUUUCGCGCCUUGAGGCACCCUCGUCUUCGCAAGCUUCCUCUUCAUCAACAAGUUCUCCAUCUUCUAGAGGGCUUCCCAGUAAGUUAUUAAUUGUUCUUUACCGACUCCCUGUUAUAGCAAAGAGAACGUCAAACGGAUGGAGCUUUAAAUGGGAUGAUGAUGCGCUUUAUUUGACUUCAGUUGGUCUUCGAGACGGUCUCCAAGGGAAAAUCCGCUUUUACUGGAUAGGUAUUCUAAACUGUGAGGACGAUAUUCCUGAAGACGAGGAGGAGGGAGUCACUCAAACACUUAUGGAUCGAUUCUCCUGUAUUCCUGUGUUUGUGCCAAAGGCGACAUUGACAAAGUUCUAUCAAGGUUUCUGCAAAGGCGUUCUUUGGCCUCUUUUUCACAUGAUAAUACAGGUCACGGAUGAUGGAGGACGAACUAAACAAUUUGACCGUAGCUUGUGGCAUGUUUACUGUCUUGUCAAUCGAAAAUUUGCAGAUGUUGUCGUAGGUGUGUAUCACGAAAGUGAUCUCAUAUGGAUCCAUGAUUAUCACUUGAUGGUUCUCCCUUCUCAACUUCGUAGAAAGCUAUCAGGAGCGAAGAUAGGCUUCUAUUUGCACAUUCCAUGGCCCUCCUCUGAAAUUUAUCGUUCCUUGCCUGUGCGUGAUGAACUUUUGAGAGGCCUCCUUUCUGCCUCACUUUUGGGUUUUCAUUUAUUCGAUUAUGCUAGACACUUUCUAAGCGCUUGUACGCGACUUUUGAAUCUUGAGCAUGAAAGUCGGCGUGGAAGUUUAGGUGUGGAAUAUGGUGGUCGACAUGUGAUGAUUCGCGUAAGUCACAUUGGAAUAGACCCGAAACGUUUCCAGGAGUAUCAGAAGAAGCCGGAAGUUGUAUCUAAAACAGAGGAACUGAAACAGAAAUUUAAGGAUAAGAUAGUCCUCGGUGCCAUCGAUGAUUUGGACGUUGUAAAAGGAAUUUCUCUGAAACUUACGGCUUUUGACUUUCUAUUGGCGAAUUAUCCGUCAUAUCGAAAUAGAAUUGUUCUUAAUCAAGUGGCCAUCCCAAAGACUUCUCGAGUAAAGGAAAAUGUCCGGAAUGAAAUUCGUUCCCUUGUUGAUCAAAUCAAUGAGCGCUAUGGCAGUCAAAGUUAUUUACCUGUCAUGUAUUUUGAGAGAGAAAUAUCUUUUGAUGAGAGAGUUGCCAUGUAUAGUCGAGCAGAUGCCUUCUUUCUUACCCCCAUCAGAGACGGUUUGAAUUUGGUUCCUUAUGAAUAUAUUGUUUCAGCAUCAGAAGGAAAGGGACAGCUGAUCUUGAGUGAGUUUACUGGAUGUUCUCGAGCUCUUUCAGGUGCUGUUCGUGUAAAUCCUUGGAACAUAGAAGAGGUCGCAAGCGUUAUAGACCGUGUGAUGCAACUUGAUCAAAAUGAAAUAAGUCGAAAGCUUCAUGCAGACUACAAAUACGUCACAGCUCAUUCAACCAUGGAAUGGGCAGAGUCCUUUUUGGCAGACUUGGAAAGAGCUUCUGAACCAGUGAAUCGAGUCACAAAAUUGGGACUUGGUUUUGGUGUAGGCUUUCGAUUGUUGGAAUUUGAAGGUUUCCGACAUCUCUCAACGGAUAUGGUACUCCAUAAAUUUCAGAAAUCUCAGAGACGUCUACUUCUUUUGGAUUACGACGGGACUUUAACUCGCUCCGGCAACCAUUCCAAUCGAAUGGCACAUGCAUGGGCAACUCCAACAUCUGCCGUUAUGAAUAACUUGGCAGCAUUAUCUCAAGACACCAGGAACAUAGUUUUUAUUAUGAGUGGUCGCCGCAAAGAUGUAUUAGAACAAACAUUUGAGCAACAUCCUAGAGUUGCAUUAGCUGCAGAGCAUGGUUUCCAUUAUCGUUGGAGUAGGGACCAACCUUGGCAAGUAAUGUAUCCAGAUGCGGAUCUGAGUUGGUUAGAGGUUGCACAUGAAAUAAUGGUUUCUUAUACGGAGAGGACAGAUGGUUCCUUUAUUGAAGAGAAAACAGCGGGUCUUGUUUGGCAUUUUGUUGAUGCAGAUCCAGAGUUUGGCUCUUGGCAAGCAAAGGAGAUGCAUGAUCAUCUUGAAAGUGUUUUAAGUUCAUUUGGAGUUCAAGUUAUCACGGGUAAUGGAUGGGUACAGGUCCGUUUGAAGGACGUGAACAAAGGUGCCAUGGUGAAGAGAAUCCUUGAUGAGCUUUCAAGCAAUACUCCGGACUUUGUGUUCUGCUGUGGUGAUGAUCGUACUGACGAAGACAUGUUUGCCUUUCUAGAAACUACGUUUGAAGCAAGUGAGCAUCACGAUGGUAUUUUCACUUGUACUGUCGGAGCAAAGCCUUCCAAUGCUCGAUACUAUCUCCGUGAUAACGAUGAAGUUGCAGAUUUACUUGCAGCAUUAGCUUCCACAAGGAAUAGAAUGGGAGCACCUCGCUCAUAUACUGUCAACGACUUUCAUUUUAGUCGAGAAGACAAAAGUAUUUCUUUCGAGAAAUCGUUCUAAAAAAGAUUGUUCAUUCGACCAUCUUAGCAUUUAUUAAAUAAUAUAUAUAUAUAUAUAUAUAUAUAUAUAUUGGUAGUAGAAAAUUCCAAUAGUAAAGGGAGCGAUAUUGUUCAAGAAGAUGUCUGUUUUAGUUUGAUGACAAUGGUAUCUCUGUUGCACAUGGUAGAGUCUUCAACUUUCUUAUGUGAGUUGUAUAAUAAACUCAACAGUUGGACU
Messenger RNA from Galdieria sulphuraria, 3298 nucleotides. Its product is annotated as alpha,alpha-trehalose-phosphate synthase (UDP-forming) isoform 2. Gene Ontology annotation, cellular component: cytosol. The transcript has 20 exons. NCBI's taxonomy places the organism in Eukaryota, Rhodophyta, Bangiophyceae, Galdieriales, Galdieriaceae. Gene Ontology annotation, molecular function: catalytic activity; starch binding. Bases 134 to 3082 code for a protein of 982 amino acids. Gene Ontology annotation, biological process: trehalose biosynthetic process. The record is from RefSeq and is a predicted model, not a curated record.